This is a messenger RNA of Diaporthe citri, 948 nucleotides long. RefSeq lists its product as uncharacterized. The record is from RefSeq and is a predicted model, not a curated record. NCBI's taxonomy places the organism in Eukaryota, Fungi, Ascomycota, Sordariomycetes, Diaporthales, Diaporthaceae. The transcript has a single exon. The coding region runs from base 1 to 948 and encodes 315 amino acids.
AUGGCCACCGUUUUCGUGGGACCAGGGAAGGUCAAGUUCCUGGUCCACCAGCUGAUAAUUUGUCGCUUCAGCGCCUUCCUCCGUGAUGCGUUCGCCAAAGCGACCGGCACUGAUUCCAUCACGCUCCGUACGUCGAACAACGUUCCAUACAACCCCGUUGCAUUGGACUGCAUCAGGCAGCUAACAGAUAACAAGCCGACGCUGAGCCCAAGACUUUCAGCCUAUGCGUCAAUUGGGCCUACCUUGCCACAUAUUUCUUUCCCAAGCUCGAUUGCCUCACAGGCGCCCUGGUUUGCGUCAUUCUUCGACCUCGUGAAGCUCUAUGUUUUCGCCCAGACAUGCGAAAUACAGGCUGUGCGGGACUCGAUCGUUUCCACCAUCUAUGCUCAACUUUCCGAUGACCGCGAGGUCUGGGCCACUUUGGGCUCAGACACCGCCCUACUGGAGUACCUAGUUGGCCACGUCGGCACCGGCGCUCGCCUGUACACCCUCGUCACUCGCGCAUUGGCCUACCGCAUGUUCCCUGUGGUGACCUCGCAGCAAAAAGUUAGCGUGCCGUUCGUCGAUGGAAACCGAAUCGUUCCUUCCCCUGGAAGAGCUCUCGGUAUCUUUCCACAGAUGCCACAGAUGCUCAUCCUCCAUGACCUGGCCAAGAUGCAGCCAAACCACAGAAAGAUCAUGGACGCCUGUGGGAGUGGAGUAUCGGAGGAGGUUGACAUGGACGAGAUCUUGGACGCUGUACCCGCCGCUCUUCUGCACGACAUUCUCAAGGGGUACUUCCGCAAGAAGUCCCGCGGCUGGUCGGCCAGCACGGGCUUCAAGGCAUGCGUAGGAACAGACUCCGAGUUUCACCUGCCACGUCCCGAUCUCUGGUUGUCAUUGCAGACGGUGCUCGCACUGAUGAAGCGCCCAAAGCCAAUACGGAGGGUGGUAUCAGGCUUUUGUUGA